AUGUAUAUGGGGGUGAACAUUCCUCAGCACUUGCAACAGCAACAACAACAGCAACAGCAGCAGCAAAUAACUUCUGUAUAUGAUCAGCAAAUUCCUUCAGUUUCUUCUUACAGUUCUUCAUCUUAUCCUCCCCUUAAUCAUCUUCAGUAUCCUGCAAAUCCUUCUCUUCAUCCGCAAUCUAAGAUGCAUUAUCCACCAUCAUCAUCGUCAACAUCUGUGCAAGGACCAGUGGCGAAUAGCAACAUGGUAGCACAAACACAACCACAGAUUGCACCAUCUCAAUCGGAAAGUUAUAAUUUUAAUGGUGAACGAAUGGUUGAUGGAAGAAAAAUGGUGAAUACUCAGACAUGGAUGAAUGAACAUCGCUUUUAUAAUGUUCCACAGCAACAACCUUCUACAUCAUCACUCGUUUCUCGUAUGACACAUUUAAGCGGUACAACGGACGAUAUGAGCAUGUUAAGUGUUAAUACUCAAAUUAGUGACAUUCAGCAGUUAGCUGAUUUGAGAAAAACGUUUCAUUCAUCCGCGCCAUCUUCAUCUUCGUCAUGUGCAGAAAAUGUUGAUCCCAAUCGGACGGAAUACACGCAUUUUGUUAACGGUUAUCUUGAUAAGAUAAAUGCUAAUCUUAGUUCAGCUGAUAAGAAAAUGCAGUAUGAAAUAAUGCGAAUAAUAUUUAUGAUGACUAUACAGAAUGAUUUUGAACGAGCUGAUAUUCAGAAACUGGAAACAAUGAUGUCCUCUUUAAUGCAACGAUGGUUAAGACAAAAUGAUAUUGAACAGGAUAUUAUUGAUACUAUACUACGAAUUAUGUCAAAUUUAUCAGCUUAUGGGAAAUCAAAGCAAAUUAUGGCGAAGUGGAUGGCAAAUUAUUGCGAUGAGGUGCUCGAAACAUUUGUGCGUUGGAUGGACCCAAGUCAGAAAUAUUGCAAAUAUGCAUUGAAUACUGUUCAUUCUUUAUUGGAAAUGGUAGACAAAUCAAAAUGUGGAAAGGCUGUUCGAGAAAAUAUUAUUACACGAGUCGUUGCCGUGAUGAAAGAAAUGGAAAUACAUGGAGAUAGAUAUUUCAUAAAAACGUCAAAAUCCAAGCAAUAUGUUUACGAUCUUGUACGUCGCGUUUAUAAUGGAAACGAUAUUAUGCGCAAAUGUUUCGAAUCUAAAGAUGGAUUAAAAAUUUUACUGGAGUUAUUAAAGAGCGAAAUGAAUGAACUCGUAGUUUAUCGUAUAGUUCGUGCACUUUAUGCUCUGAUAUGUUCUCAAGAUAGGUUUUAUGGAAUGCGCUUUGUUGCAUUUGGUGGUAUACAGGCACUUUUCUUACAGACAAUAUCGCGUUUAUUAGCAAAUCCAUAUUGUUCGGAACGGGUUGCUCUUGAUAGUUUACUCUGUUUACGAGCUAUAAGUGAUUUGAAUGAUGUUCGCAUGGUUGAUAAUCGUGAAACUAUAUUGCUUAUUUUGCGAGCGAUGGAAAGCCAUCGUAUAAAUCCACUUAUUUUAAUGGUCGCUGUUGAUUUUCUUGGAAAUGUUUCUGCAAGUACAUUAGAAAAUGUUAACAUCAAUAAAGAUAUAAUCGUGCAGUGUAAUGCUAUUGACGGUUUAGUCCGAUUAUUGUUAAGAUUUCAUGAAAGGCGGCAAGAGGUAUCCAUCAAAAAUCUUUUUGCUUCGAUAAUUUGGGCAUUACAUAUAUUUACAACCGGGUGUUCAACACCAGAAUUAACGAACUGUGCCAGAAAGCAGCUUGUUAAAUCAAAAGAUACUCCUUGGAUUUUAUUAUUCGAGUUAGCCAAUUCAGUCGAUCUUACAAUUCGUUUAUAUACACUUAACUUAUUCCUACGCAUUGUUGAAGCUGAUCAAUUAAAUCAUCCUCCAAUUUUGUUUAAUAUUAAUGUUAAUAACAAUUCUCUAAUUGAUGUAUUAUUUGAAAUUAUAACUACAACAGUUAAUACUUUAGAGAUGAGUACUAAACCAAAUCAAAAGAAAGAUAUUGUACAAAGGGCAUAUGCACUAUUAGGAGCGUUGGCCAAUUGUAAUUUAAAUUUCGCUACGUCAAUUCGAUACGCUUGUGGUGCUUAUCAGAUAUGGGAAUUGUUAAAUAGUCAAGAUGGUGAUGUGGUUCGAAGCACAAUUGAUUUCAUGAUGUUUGUCAUUAAAGAUGAAACAGUUCGAGAGCAUCUUUCCAAGGAUUUUAAUUUAGUGGAGGCGAUUAGGAAUCUUUCUACCCAAAUGAACGAUAAUUCUGUUGGUGCUCAGUUUUUAUUGUAUCAUUUAACAGCUGAAUCGGAACCGAUGGCAUCUUUCACACCGAUACUGUGA
Molecule: messenger RNA, 2307 nt
Organism: Dracunculus medinensis (Guinea worm)
Lineage: Eukaryota; Metazoa; Nematoda; Chromadorea; Rhabditida; Dracunculidae
Source: the annotation of a GenBank genome assembly